This is a messenger RNA of Fusarium redolens, 1932 nucleotides long. RefSeq names its product thiamine diphosphate-binding protein. The record is from RefSeq and is a predicted model, not a curated record. The transcript is spliced from 2 exons. NCBI's taxonomy places the organism in Eukaryota, Fungi, Ascomycota, Sordariomycetes, Hypocreales, Nectriaceae. Gene Ontology annotation, molecular function: carboxy-lyase activity; thiamine pyrophosphate binding; magnesium ion binding. Bases 145 to 1857 code for a protein of 570 amino acids.
AAGCCCGGCAAUCAAAGGCGUCAAGAUGCGGAUCAACGCGGGGAUGUCAUCGACGCCCUGAUUCUUCAAGACAUAUAAAGACACUUCAUUGCUCGACAUAUCUUCUCUUUACACUAUAGACAUAGAACAACAUUUAACAGAAAAAUGACACAUACAAAGGAAGCAACAACCCCCCUUGGGGAAUACCUCUUCACACGUCUCAAGCAGCUCAAGAUCGGCUCUAUUUUCGGCGUUCCAGGCGAUUAUAACCUCAGAUUGCUGGACUACAUCAAACCAACUGGUAUCAACUGGAUCGGGAACUGCAAUGAACUUAACGCUGCCUACUCCGCAGAUGGAUACUCUCGCAUCCAAGGUCUCAGCGCCGUCAUCACUACCUUCGGCGUAGGCGAACUCUCAGCGAUCAAUGCUAUCGCUGGUGCAUACGCUGAGCGAGCACCGGUUAUUCAUAUCGUCGGUGCACCAGCAAGAACCCUUCAGAGUGCCAGGGCUUUGGUGCACCAUACAUUCUUGGACGGAGAGUAUGGAAGGUUUGCAGAGAUGCAUCGACAUGUUACUGCUGCGCAGACUUGUUUGACGGAUGUGCAGACUGCGGCUGACAAGAUCGAUUGGAUUAUUGAGCAAGCUAUGAUCCAUCAGAGGCCAGUUUACCUGCAGAUUCCCGAUGAUUUGGUUGGGAUGCCGGUUUCGACAGCGAAUUUUGAGAAGAGGCCUGUUAUUCGCCCUGCGCCGUCUACUGCCGAGAUCAGCGCGGAGACAGUUGACAAGAUCUUGGAGCGUAUUUACUCUGCUACAAAGCCCCUCAUCCUUGUCGACGGCGAGAGUCGCAGUAUCGGCGCGAUUGAUGAGAUCAACAAGCUCAUCAAUACUACUAAUUGGCCAACCUGGACCUCGGCGUUUGGUAAAGGUCUUAUCAAUGAGGAAUUACCCAACGUCCAUGGCGUGUACUUGGCCGAUAAUGGAGAUGAAGUGUCGUACGAUUAUUUCAAGUCUUCGGAUCUGAUCUUGUUCUUCGGUCCACACAUGAGCAACAUCAACACUGGCAUCUUCAAGGCGAUUCCGGAGGAGAGUGUGACGGUUUCGUUUUCGCCUGGUCAGAUCAAGAUUGCUGGCCAGGUCAUUCGAGACGUAGACCCUCGGCAGUAUCUUCAAAAGAUCGUCAGCCAAUUCGACUCUUCAAAACUUGCCAAGAUUGAGAGUCCUGCUAUCCCGACAAACGCACAACCCGACCCUUCACCGUCGGAUGCUCUCAACCAAGCUCAGUUUUAUCACUACGUGAACUCCAUGUUCCGUCGCGGCGAUAUUGUUCUGACCGAGACUGGUACUGCUGCUACAGGCGGAAAGGUCUUCAAACUUCCCCAAGGCUGCAGCUACUUCACGUGCGUGACAUGGCUAUCGAUCGGAUACAUGCUCCCAGCUACACUCGGUGCAGCGCUAGCCCAACGGGACAUGAAAGGUUCGCAGCGAGCAGUUCUGUUCAUCGGCGACGGAAGUUUACAAAUGACUGCCCAAGAGAUCAGCACAAUGAUCAAGCAGAAGCUCAACGUAAUCAUCUUCGUCAUCAAUAACAACGGAUACACAAUCGAGCGGGCCAUUCACGGGAGGAAUGCGGAUUACAACGAUAUUUCGGCGUGGAACCACCAACAUGCCCUUGGGUUGUUUGGCUUGAGCCAAGAAGAUGCAUCCAAGCGAUAUUUCUCAGCAAAAACGUUCGCAGAACUGAGAACAGCGCUGGACUCGAAAGUGGUACAGGAUAGUGAAGGAGUCACGAUGAUUGAAGUCUUCAUGGGCCAAGAAGAUUGCACUGGCGAGUUGAAAGAAUUGCUGGACAGGCAAAUGUCGCGAGAAAAGACUCAGUAGAUCAGUGGAGCAGAUACGGUCGGAUAUACUUUACUGAUUCAUAUUAUUCUAUUUGAGCCUUUGCAUCCAACCGUU